This is a messenger RNA of Megalobrama amblycephala (Wuchang bream), 1712 nucleotides long. RefSeq names its product melanin-concentrating hormone receptor 1a (gene mchr1a). The transcript is spliced from 2 exons. Gene Ontology annotation, cellular component: membrane; neuron projection. The record is from RefSeq and is a predicted model, not a curated record. Gene Ontology annotation, molecular function: neuropeptide binding; melanin-concentrating hormone receptor activity. NCBI's taxonomy places the organism in Eukaryota, Metazoa, Chordata, Actinopteri, Cypriniformes, Xenocyprididae. Gene Ontology annotation, biological process: neuropeptide signaling pathway. The coding region runs from base 584 to 1645 and encodes 353 amino acids.
GUAGAGAUAAAUAUUUAAACUUAUAUGCAAUGUAAUGAUUUGUGUAAUCUGUUGAGUAUACGCUGUUACGUCAAGAAAUCAAUAGAAACAGCAAGAGUUGUUGGGUUGGUGCAGUGGUUAGGACACACAAAUAGACUGACACACGCCCCCCAUCGAUAUUUGAACAACUGCAAACCUAUGAAUAAACGAGAACAUUUGCAAAUAGGAGAAGAAAUUGUGAUGCCCUGAUGGAUAAAGGUGCAGUUUCCAUUCUAUGACUGGAGGUGUCAGCUGGUGUCCAAAGACAGUGAGCGUUGACUGACUAACCCCUCUCUGCAGAGACACUGGAUGCUGCUGCUCAUCAUCUCGUGCGUUUUCAAACAAGUUUUACCCAGGGUUAUUCUUUCGUUUUUACUUGUCUUUAUUCAUUCAUACAACAGUGUGUACUUUGAAAAUUGUGUAUAAGUAGGCUAGCAAAUGUGAGGCGGUGCUAAAGGUGGGACCUGCACUGCGAGACUUAGUUAUUAGUUAUUAGUUAUUAGCUGCUUUGUUUGUCUGCCUGAGGUAGAUAGGUAGAAACAACAUUUCUUUCGCAAUUUUCACCAUGGAUAUCUCUGAAGACUCUGAAAACGCAUCUCUGCUUUUCUUUAACUCCUCGGAACAUACACAAGUGACUAUGGGAGUCCAGUAUGGAAAUGCCAUAUUUCCCAGUAUUUAUGGAACCAUAUGUAUUUUGGGCAUCACUGGAAAUUCUAUUGUAAUCUACACCAUCUUUAAAAAGACCAAAUGCCAGGCUAAACAAACGGUACCAGACAUUUUCAUAUUCAAUCUCUCUAUUGUGGAUUUGCUUUUCCUCCUCGGCAUGCCCUUUCUCAUCCAUCAGCUCCUGGGCAACGGAUCUUGGUGUUUUGGAGCCACCAUGUGCAAAGUCAUCUCUGCUUUAGAUUCUAACAGCCAGACAGUGAGCACCUACAUCCUUACAGUUAUGACCUUGGACCGUUACGUGGCUACCGUCCACCCAUUCCGCUUUAACCAUGUCCGGACGACCUGUGUCGCCAGCACUGUGGUGGGGAUGGUGUGGGCGCUCUCUCUCAUCUCCAUCACCCCUGUCUUAAUGUACACUGGCUUGAUGCCUCUCCACAGUGGCCAAGUGGGAUGUGCUCUCCUGCUACCGAAUCCAUCCAUCAGUAUCUGCUGGUUCACCAUCUAUCAGUUUGUGCUGGCGUUUGCCCUUCCGUUAAUGAUUAUCUGUGUGGUGUUCUUUAAAAUCUUAAAGCAUAUGUCUACCACAGUGGCACCUCUUCCCCCGAGGAACCAACAAGUGCGCACCAAAAGUGUGACUCGGAUGGCUGUGGCCAUCUGUUUGGCAUUUUUCAUCUGUUGGGCUCCGUACUACAUCCUUCAACUUGUCCAUCUGGGAAUACAGAAACCCAGUGCCUCAUUUUAUUAUGUCUAUCAUUUUGCCAUUAGCAUGGGCUACGCUAAUAGCUGCAUUAACCCUUUUCUCUAUAUUAUUUUGAGUAAGACCUUUAAGCGGCAGUUUAUAGUCGCUAUCCAGCCUGCCCACAACCACUUUCGGGUCAACCCGAGCACCACAGAGGCCACUGUGUCCCUCCGUCUUGCUGCAGACUGCCAAAGACAUAUUCCUGCUGACACUUCAGAGUAAUUACAGAUGAUUAAUGUCUUGAGUGUGAGGAUUUAAUUGUUUUCUUGGUCCAGAUGGAACAUACUUU